AUUAAAAAUAUCGCACUCAAAAAGAUAAGAUACACAGAAACUGACACGAAUUAAUUCAUUAAAUUUCUCUUCCUUGUGUAGACAACUAAUUUGAUCCAUAUAAAUCAUGAAUAUUUUACUCCUGGCAAUAGGGAUAGCUGCUGUGACGAUAGUCAGUGGUGAAACCAAAAAUCCAGAAAUCGGCUUGUCCCACGAUGGAAAAAUCAGAGGCAUGACCAUGAAAUCUCUGGACGGAAGGGAGUUCUAUGCUUUUCGCGGAAUUCCCUACGCCAAACCCCCGGUCGGCGACCUCCGGUUCAGGGCUUCAGAGCCGGUCGAACCUUGGAAAGGCGUGAGGGACGCUACGAAAGAAUCAGACCCCUGCGCGCAAGUGCCAGUAAUGGGAGAUGAAAAAUUUAUCGGCAGUGAGGAUUGCCUUUAUUUAAAUGUGUACACUCCCCAGCUUCCUAGCGAAGAGGAAGAAGAAGAAGAGAGCUUACCAGUUAUUUUUUGGAUUCACGGAGGUGCAUUUUAUGCUGGCGAUGGAGGCAUAGAAGAAAAUGGUCCGGAAUUCCUGAUGGACCAAAACGUUGUGCUGGUCACGAUAAACUAUCGGCUAGGCGCGUUUGGUUUUCUGAGUUCAGGAGAUCAGAAAAUACAAGGAAACUUCGGCAUGAAGGACCAGGUUUUGGCUCUGAAGUGGGUGCAAGAAAAUAUUGAAUUUUUCAAUGGCGAUAAGAGCAAGGUCACUUUAUGGGGAUACAGCGCUGGUGGCGCGGCGGUAGAAGCGCAUCUCUUUUCACCUAUGUCUUCAGGACUGUUCUCUGGGGCAAUAUAUCAGAGUGGCUCAUUAAAGUCUGAAUGCGCCCUGAAGUCGAAACCAGUGAUGUCUCUGCCGGUUUUGGGCUCGAUCGUGAACUGCGAUCAGAUCAAAGUUGAAGACCAGCUUAAGUGCCUCAGAGCCACUCCGGCAAGUGAUCUUGCAAAAGCCAUCAACAAAUUUCCGUACUGGGGACUGAAAGUACCGGCCGCAUUCAGCAUCGUACAAGAGAUUCCACACCAUUUGGAUGGUUCGUGGACAGAGGAGCCAUUCCUGACUGUGAACCCGAAUAAAAUGCUGGAGGAAGGGAGCAUUGUUAAUGACGUUCCAACUAUAACCGGAAUUGCUAAAGACGAGGGAAUCAUUCUCGGCUAUGAGUUGCAGCGAAACCCUAGCCUUUACGCGCAAGCAAACAGAAAUUUCAAUGACGUAGCGAGACUGUGCGGUUGUCUGUUCGAAUUGAAGCCAAAGAAGUUUAAGAAAAUAAAGGAAUUCUAUUUUGGCGAAGAAAGGAUUAACGAAAAGCAAUUUGAUAAUUUUUUGAAAUUCCAAAGUGACGCUGUUUGGAACUGGCCUCAAGUGGACACAGCAUUCAAACAAGCAAAGGCCAGUAAAAGCCCAGUGUACUUUUAUCUUUUUUCUUUUGAAGGACGAAUCAGUGAGGCAAUGGCUGCCGGACUAAAACCAAUUGAUGGUGUCGGCCACGCUGACGACCUGGCAUACAUUUUGCGGAGGAGGGUGCCCUUCCCCGAUAAUGCGCCAAAUGAGAGGGAGAAAAAUACCAUCAAGAAAAUGGGCAGUAUUUUAGAGAGUUUUGCAAGGACUGGGAAUCCAAAUCCAACAGAUAAUGAAUUGUUUACAGUGGAGUGGGAACCGAUCGACCCUAAAAAUUUCAGAUACCUUAACAUUGAUGAAGAUCUGGAGAUGAAAGAAGACUACCCAUUUACGUACAGGAUGGAUUUCUGGCAGCAAUUGACUAAAAAGAAGAGCAAACCAAAAAAAGAAACAAAAGAAAUAAAAGAGAAGGACGAAUUAUAAACAAUUUGUUCAUGAAAUGAACGAAUAAAACAUUUAUUACAAUAGAA
Messenger RNA from Cloeon dipterum, 1884 nucleotides. Its product is annotated as esterase E4-like. The transcript has 12 exons. Lineage: Eukaryota; Metazoa; Arthropoda; Insecta; Ephemeroptera; Baetidae. The record is from RefSeq and is a predicted model, not a curated record. The coding region runs from base 107 to 1837 and encodes 576 amino acids.